Messenger RNA from Prorocentrum cordatum, 2301 nucleotides. Lineage: Eukaryota; Dinophyceae; Prorocentrales; Prorocentraceae. The record is from the annotation of a GenBank genome assembly.
AUGGUCCCCGACGGCGGGAUCCUGCAGAGGGUGCCCGUCAAUGCGGUGCAGCCCGCGGCGCAGGUCGCGGCGGUAGUCUGUCUGGUCUUGCUGUUGGGGAAAGAUCUAUGGAAUCUUCGCGCAGGAUCUGGCUCGUGCGGGUGCGUGGCCAACUUGAAGGAAUUCGUGCGCACGCUCGCGAGAGUUCUCCGCGUCAACUGUGCCAGAGACCACGACGUGUCCUCGAAGCGGGCACAGAGCAAGCGCAUGGCCAUAGGCCUUCUGGUCUGCCAGUAUGCCAAAUGGCCCCUGAUGACCAUUCCCUUUUCGAGGUUGGAUGAUGAAGGGAACUUUUUCCUGUUGCAUUACACAGCUUUCUUCAUAUACGCAUCUUUCGUGUCAAUUGCUCCCAGUCGGCACGGACGUCGGGUACAGCAUGCAGGGUACUCGGUGUUCAUGAUAUCGUAUUGCUUGGGGCUAUCACCGCUAGUGAUUACUUCUGGGUAUAAUCCAGAGUGGUACAUACGGCGGGCGUUGUGGGUUUCGGGGACGUUUACGUGCUAUGACAUUUUCUUACCCCUCAAUAUUCUUGGGAAUUGUAUGAUCUGGGGGUCCCUUCUACUAACGGCACACGUUCACGGCUCUGGAGCGUGCAACAACGAAGAUACCAUGGGAACUAUUAUGGCAUGUUUUUUAGGCAUUUCCGCGUGGACAAUUCUGUGUAACGUUAUUUUCAUUCAGGGGGUGUUUGGCGAGAUGCAGACGUUGACAGCCAAGAGCGAGCUAAAGGCUGCAAAUUCUAUUCUCCAGGGCACGUGUGACGCUGUGAUAGUACUAGACCAGGAGCUGAAGGUCACUCAUGGCGAGCAGUCCCUUGCGAACAUGCUGAUGAUGACCCCAUCAAAGGUCCAGGGCGAGAGCGUAUUGACCCUGAUCGCCGAGGAGGAACGCGAAAGAUUUGCCGGGAUGGUGCGUGACGCCCGAUCCAGCGCGAUGCCGGGGCCUUGCACCGCUUUCAACACCUCCCUGAAGGACAGCGCCGCGAUCCCGUGCCGAGCCGAGGCGAUGUGCGUGAAGUACCUGCAGGCCGACGGCGGGAACGAGUCGUUCCUGAUCGGCUUCCGAGAAGCGCCCGAUCUGCCCGCGAUGCCCUUCCCGACAAAGUUCCCGAGCCCCGCCCCGCGGAGCGGACGCCCUCGCCCCCGGCAGCCGCCCGCCGCGCGGCUCGCCGAGGCCCCGUCGCGGCCCCUGGGCUCUUCCCGGGGCGAGGGCGACCUUGCUGCCAAGGACAGCUUCCCGGAUGGGGCCAGCUCUUCUACGGAUCAGAGCAGCGACAGCGACGGCACAGGCACUCGAACAGGAUGUCGGCCACCCGUCGUGUGGUUCGACCCCGGCUCGAUCGAGUUUACGCUGGUCAAGAGCAGCGCCGAGUUCAGGAUGCUCACCGGCUUCACCAAGGAGGAGAUGGCAGACUUGGGAGGUGUUCUGACGUGGGUGCGCAAGGAGCAGAGGGACGAUUUCGCAAAGUGGGUGCGCGACUUCGCCGACAGCAACCAGAACAGGGUGAGCCGACAUUGCGACGCUGUUGCAGGAGUCAAGUUCUGUAUCGAGUGCGAGAAGCACAGGGCCCAGUUCGAGGCGGAGGUGCAUUUGGAGACUGGUUGGUCGGAUGCCGAUUCCAAGACCUUCAAACUUGUGGUCCACGGUUUUCGAGCCAAGGAGAAAACGCAGGGGAAGACCAGGAGAAUUGAAAGGACAAAUGAUGAUUAUUCUGGUUCCGACGGGACUUCAUCGCAUCAGGGCGACAGGAGCGUGCGCGGGCGGCGCGAGCGCGACUUCGUGGUUCACGACUCACUGCUUGAGGUGAUGUGCGACGUCGGGGAGGGCGAUAAUGAUGAUGACCCAUUGAUGAUCACGAGGUCCAUCAGCCCAGGUCUCCAGUUGCUUCUCGGCACGGCCGAAACAGGGCAGGAUGUGUGCUACCUGUUCUCCACGGCGGAGAAGGACCACGUCGAAACUUGGUUGCACGAUGCGUAUAUCAGGCGGUCAGACGGUGGUCAGACUUCCGCCGCAAGCAGCCUCUGGUGCUUUAUAGCAGUGCCGGCUCUGGAAAUAUUAGGCGUCGCCCUUGAGGUCAAUUUGACAGUUAAGUUCUCACGCGCAGACACCGGCAUGUGCCUGGUUGUGCAGAGGCUGCGCUGGUCGCCCCUCAAGAGGCGGGCCAAGGCCCGCGUGCGCAGUGUGCCGAGGGCCGACGGCACGCCGGCGAGGCUGCUUUCGGCGAGGCUCUCAGCGGCGGGCGACGGCCUGGCGAGCUUAUGA